UAUUGGCAUCCCGCCACUAGAUGGCGAUUAUUUGGAAUCAGCACUUAACUGGUAAUUUCGCGACAAGUGGAAAUGAGAAGAACCAACAAUUAAUCCCAAAAUGUCCAAGAAGAGAAAAGUUUCUGCAGAAGGAAGGCAAUUUAACGAAAGGUACACAGAUUUAUUGUCUCAAUGGCACAGACCCCGAAGGCCAGGAGGUGAGUUAUGGCCUUUCCUUUGAUCCAGGGUCCAAAGAAUACUUCAGGGUAGACCCCGUAUGUGGAAACAUCACAUUAGUGGAAAAGCUGGACAGAGAGAAACAAGAUUCUAUUGAUGUUCUCGUCAGCAUCUCAGAUGGGCAAAGCCAGGUUGUGGAAAGAGUCACAAUAUUUGUAAUGGAUGCAAAUGAUGAAAGGCCUGAAUUCCAAAACAUACCUGCAAUCAUUGAUGUACUGGAAACAACCGAGUCUGGCAGCAGUAUCUACGAAGUUGAGGCAGUGGACAGAGACACAGGCUCAGGGGGCUCAGUCACCUUCUACCUCCAGAAUUCUCAGUCCAGUUUGUUUGCCAUUGACAGACAUAGUGGUGUCCUUCGUAUCAAAUUUGGAGAAACGCUGGAUUACGAGAAAAUAAAAACACACUUUGUCACCAUUUUUGCAAAGGAUGGUGGUGGUAAUUUUAAUGGCAAAGAGCAGUUUCUGUCGUCCUCUGCAACGCUGACAAUCAAUGUGAUUGAUGCACAAGACACUCCGCCAUUUUUUAUUGGGACACCGUAUUUUGGCUAUAUCUAUGAAGUCUCAAUGCCAGGAUCUGAAAUAUUCACUGUCAUUGCCAAAGAUGGUGAUACGGCAAACCCAAAUCCAAUCCGUUACUCCUUCGAUGAUAAUGAUGAUGAUGAUGUUUUUAGCAUCAAUAAAACAAGUGGUUGUAUCACCCUGAUGACUUUCCCCAUUUAUUUGAAGAGAGAGAUCUUUAAUAUUAAAGUCCGGGCUUCAGAAGUGAGUCCUCAAGGUAGACUCAUGGACUACGGGGUGACCGGGGUGGUGGUCCGUGUGGUGGACCUGAACAAUAAUCCACCUACGUUCUAUGGGGAGAACGGCCCACAGAACAUGUUUGAGUUGACGAUGUACGAACAUCCACCAGAGGGGGAGGUACUCCAGGGGCUAAAAAUCGCUGUCAAUGACUCCGAUCAGGGCGCAAAUGCUAAAUUCAGUCUGAGGCUAAUUGGACCAGGAAGAAUGCUGCGAGUUGUCCCUCAGACUGUACUCAAUGAGGCUCAAGUCACAAUUUUAGUAGAAGACUCUGCUGCCAUGGAUUUUGAGAAACACCAUUUUCUCACAUACAAGCUACUUGCAGUUGAGAUUGACACUCCAGAGAGAUUCAGCGCCACAGCAGACAUUGUCAUUCAUCUCUUGGACACCAAUGACAAUGCUCCCAAAUUCUGCUCAGAUUACUACAUUGCCAGAAUUCCAGAAAACUCACCCGGUGGCUCUAAUGUAGUGGCAGUCACGGCAACAGAUCCAGACUCAGGACCUUGGGGUGAAGUGACAUAUUCUCUAUAUGGGUCAGGGGCUGACUUGUUCCUGAUCCAGUCUGCAUCGGGGUUCAUCUACACACAGCCGUGGGCAAGCCUGGAUGCAGAGGUUAGGUCUAAGUAUAACUUUUAUGUGAAGGCGGAGGACGCCAAGGGGAAAUACAGCCUGGCUGAGGUCUUUGUGACGGUGCUGGAUCUGAACGACCACCCACCUGCUUUCAUUGACAACUUCCUUGAAAAGACCAUGGUGAUUGGUACAGCAGUGAAAAUAGAGGCUGUGGAUGAUGAUGCAGAGGUACCCAACAAUGUCAUCGAGUACACUAUCAUGAAAGCUGAGCCAGACAACAGCAUCUUCGACAUUAACGCGGAAACAGGGGAGAUCGUGCUCAAGUCCUACAUCAAGUCAUUGGCCAUUAUACAGAACAUCACCGAGCAGACGGACUUCACCUGGUCACUGGUGGUGCAAGCUCGAGACCGAGGCCAGCCAUCCUUCAGCACCACUGCAGUCGUCAAGAUCGAUAUCACUGAAGCUAGCCAACUCAGUGGGGGGCAUGUAGGAUCAUUUUUAAUGCAGAGUAGAAACAAGCCCUUGCAAAUCCUAAGUAUGCUUGCUGGUGUCAUUAGCUUCACAAUCAUAGUCACAGUCAUCAUAUCCACUGCAACAUUCAUGCGCAACAAAAAGAGCAACCGGAUCAAGCCUAACCGCCGUGUGCGGAGAAGGCCGCAGCAGCAGCGCACCUGGAACUUCAAAAAUCCCUUCAAGACAUCAGAAACCCCUGGGGAGAAAUUCCAAAUCGAAGAGGAAGAGUGCGAACCUGAGGUCAUCAUGGAGAAUAUCAGCUACAACAACGUCAACAAUGUUGUGAGACACUGGUCCCCACCUCCACCACCCUGCGCUCCAUCUCUGCCCCCUCCUCCAGCCCCUUACAUCCCAGGGGAGAGGCCAUGGACCAUACCCACCAUGUCAGGAACAGUGGCACCCAAACCCAAAAAGAAGCCGGUGAUGACCAGACAAGACACUAUAAACAGAGCACUGGUGUCAGAGCUGAAGAUAAGACUGGAGCAGAAAAGGAUGCUUAAGUAUCAAUAGGGGCGUAACAAAACUACUUCACCUAAAAUGAGUCUUCCUGGAGCCUUCAUGAUGUUAAUCAGUGGGUUGAUUCUGUAUAGUUAUCAUAAAAAUGUAUUUCUUCACAUUUUCAUUUUUUGCAGGACUCUUAAGUCUUCUCAUCUGUGUAGACAGACAAAUGGACAUUUUAACAAACACAUAUCAAAUAACAAGGCAGACUUCAUUUUAAUAUUAUGAAAAAGAAGUGAUAUAGUCAAAAGCUCCAGGAUAGCCAUUAAAUGGGCCUUAAGGUGAGAGUGGGUUUCUUUUUUCAGCUGUUUCCAAAGACAAGAGAACCCAGUCAUUAAUAGUGCUUUGUGUGAACGGUGUGUGUGUGUGUGUGUGUGUGUGUGUGUGUGUGUGUGUGUGUGUGGGAUGGAGAAGAGAAAAAUCCCGUUGUGUUUCUUCAUUCAAAUCACAUUUUCAGUUCACAAUCAUUUACCACUUGUUUCUGGUGCAAGUUUCUGUCUCAUUUUGUUUACUCACCUUGGGAACCAUUUUUGACACACCCAUGCCAAUAAGUUCUUGAACUCAAAUCCCUUGUCAGGAAUGAAGUCAUUCAAGUGAGACUGUUUAUAUGGGAGCCAGUCAAACUCCUCACAAGAGGUUUCAUGAUACUUGAACUGACCAAAGAGAUCAGCCCAAGGGAAGGGAACCAAAGCGAUCAUGUGAGGAAGACAUUUAAUCCUACGGCACAGGUGUAACACACUUGUUAGGACCCUGUUUUUGAGCAGUCACCAUGUUUAUUUAUCAUUUAUGGGACUUUGCUUCAUUUACUUCAUUUAUCACUGUAUAUGUGGUGGUAUAUAUGUUUUAAUUGGUGUCACUUUGGUCAAAAACCUUUCUGUCAAAACACUUGUACUAAUUUUACUACCAUUAAAAGAACAUCAUUUGUAAAUUCACCAGUGGUGAAAGAAGUUUUUAGAUUAUUUUACUCAGGUGAAAGUAGCAGGACCACACUAUGAAAAUACUCCCAUAGAAGA
Molecule: messenger RNA, 3604 nt
Organism: Monopterus albus (swamp eel)
Lineage: Eukaryota; Metazoa; Chordata; Actinopteri; Synbranchiformes; Synbranchidae
Gene: cdhr1a
Product: cadherin-related family member 1a
Exons: 16
Coding region: 21-2603 (860 amino acids)
Biological process (GO): cell-cell junction assembly; homophilic cell-cell adhesion; multicellular organism development
Cellular component (GO): adherens junction; catenin complex; plasma membrane
Molecular function (GO): beta-catenin binding; calcium ion binding; cadherin binding
Source: RefSeq, a predicted model, not a curated record